UAAUCUUUGGCAGUAUUCCUCUUUCUCUCUCUAAUUAGGGAAGGUGAACAUAAUUAAUUAGUACAGUGUAUAUAUAAGUGCAACAAUACCUUACUGUAUUUUAUUAUUUCCUCUAUAAUUGUAUAUUUCUCUCUCUAAUUAGGGAAGAUGAACAUAAUUAAUUAGUACAGUGUUUAUACAAGUGUAACAAUACCUAUUUUAUUUAUUAAAUUAUUUAUUUGGUCAGUUAUUGGCAUUUCUCUUAACUCUACAGUAGAAACGGUUCUAUGGCAAGCACAGCUCUGUGCUUUCGCCAGCUUUAGAGCUCAGAGUUGCAGAAAAUAAGUGGGCAAAAAAAAAGGGGAUUUCUUUUUCUUUUUAUUUUGGAAAAAAGAGGAAAAAGAUUGCUUGGUUUUUGGGUUUUCUGUAGAUUAGAAGUAUAUUCUUAUUGCUUGAAAUUUACUGCAAUUUUUCUGGGUGUUCUGUGAUUUUAAGCAAAAUCACAAUUUCUUUUUUGGGGGGUUAAUUUCUUUGUUCUUGGUUUAAAUUAAAUGGGUGUGUUUGAAUUUCUAUGAUUAAGGAGUUCAGAGAUUAGGCUUUUACACUACUUCAUGGGAUGGGGUUGAUGCUGCAAGUUACUUGGCAAUUGAUGAAUCUGUUUUUCAUCAUUGCUACUGUUGUUCUUAUUCCAGGAUCUUCAGGUUUUAGCGAACCUCUUUCACUGGAGUCUUCGUCUCCAAUUCCUUCCAUAGAAGCACAAGUACCUACUUCCAUACUUGAACGAGGGCCACUACAAAAUGGUUCCGUUGUUCAACCUCCUGUAUAUCCAUCAAUCAAGUCCCCUCCUGUAGCCGAGUUAUCACAUGAUUUGGCACCGCCUUUACCAGCUGCUGAGCCUCCACACUAUUCAACUGCACCUCCAAAUGCCGAGCCAUCAUAUAAUUCAACUAUUACCCCGUCUGCGAAUCCACCAAUGGCCAUACCUCAACUGCCAACGGUUGAACCACCAGAGGCUUUACCUGUACCAUCUCCUUUAUCACCACCUGAUGUUUCACAGCGUACUUCAAACAUGCAGUCCCCUCCUCUGCCCGCUGCUGAGGCCCCAGCUAUUUCAACUCCACCAACUGUUUUGGCCCCGUCAACUGUUUUGGCCCCACCAACUGUUUUGGCCCCACCAACUGCUUCCCCUCAACCACUAGUUGCGAAGCCUCCUACUAGUUCAGCUCUUCCACUGGCUGCGAAGCCACCAGAUCAGCCCCCGUCGCCUGUUGUAGGAACACCACAUGCUUCAGUUAUCCCACCGGCUGCAAAAUCGCCCGUGGCUGUACCUCAAUUUCCAACUGCUGAACCACCAAUUGCCGAGGCCCCAGUUAUUUCAACUCCACCAACUGUUUUGGCCCUGCCAUAUGCUUCACCUCAACCACUAGUUACUCCAUCACCACCACCACUACCACCACAACCGACUCCAUCACCACCACCAGAAACAUCUUCAUCACCACCACCAGAAGUUUCACAACAUAAUUCAACCAUGCUGCCCCCUCCUGCUCCUGCUGCCGAGGCCCCAGUUAACUUAACUCCACCGACUGUUUUGGCCCCUUCGCAUGCUUUACCUCAGCCACCACCAGCCAAGCCUCCUCGUGGUUCAUCUCUUCCAUUGGCUGCAAACCCACCAUAUCUUAUGCCUCCAUUGCCUGUUGCAGAACCACCACACCCUUCAGCUGCUGCAAAUCCGCCAGGUGUCGUCCCUCAACUUCCAACUGCUCAACCACCAGAAUCUCCUUCACCACCACCGAGAGUUCCACACCAAACUUCAACCAUGCAACCCCCUCUUCCUGUUCCUGCUGCUGAGGCCCCACUUAACUCCAAUCCACCGACUGUUUUGGCUCCAACUCACGUUUUACCUCAGCCACCAGUUGCUAAGCCUCCUCAUAGUUCAGCUCUUCCACUGGCUGCAAAACCACCAGACCCUAACCCCCCUAUGCCUGUUGCACCUCCACCACAAGGAUUGAAUUUCACACCUCCUACAAAGGCAUCGCCAGUUUUACCUUUGCUACCCCCUGCAUUGCCGCCACAGCCUUUAUAUACACAGCCUCCUCCUGCUCCUCUGCCUCAAUUGGGUAUGACAAAUGCAUCAUCUCCUCUACCUCAAUUGGUGCCACCAUAUCUACCAUCUUCCCCACCACAAUCAGAAUCUGUCCCACCACCUUAUACAUUGGCUCCCCCGCCACAACUGGUCUCACCACCAGCUCCUCCUCCAACUUCUACAGCGCCUUCAAAUGCUUCCCGUCUUCCUCCUUCGAUGGCGCCUCCUUUUGCGGACCCUCCUACAACUUUACCUUCACCAUCCCCUCUGCCACCAAAUGUUUUAUCUUCUCCCCCGCCUCAACUAUUGCCACCAGUUCUAUCUUCACCUCCCCCUCAACUGAUCCCACCAAAUAUAUCAUCUCCUUUACCUCAACCAAUCCCAGCAAUUGUGCCUUCUCCUCCACCUCAACUAACCCCACCAAAUAUGUCAUCUCCUUUACCUCAACCGAUCCCAGCAAUUCUGCCUUCUCCUCCACCUCAACUAACCCCACCGAUGGUAUCUUCCCCUCCACUGCAACUGGUCCCACCACUUGCUUCUCCUCCAACUUCUGUGUUGCCCUCAAAUGCUUCAGUUCCGCCGUCAUCUUUUAUGAUACCUCCACCAGAUUUACCUUUAUACCCCCCAGCUGCUCCACCCCAUGCUUCAGCUAUGUUGUCACCUCCUAUGCCAUCACAUGCAUCACCUCCCUUACCUCAACUGGUCCCAUCACAUUCCUCAUCACCUCCCUAUGUUUUGCCUGCACCACCACCAUUAGAGUUACCUAACAUCUCCCCUCCACGUUCGUCCAUUGUACCAGGAGCAGUUUCACCUCAUGUUUCUCCCCCUUCUCCUUUCUUGACUCCUCCACCUUCUGUGCCAUCACAUUCCUCUGUUCCACCUUCUCCAGCAACGGAAAAAGCUGUUCCCUCUGCACCACCCCGUUCUUCUCAAAGGAAAGAAACACAAGAAGGAGCUCCCCCACCAUCACUAAUUUCUCCAGAGAAAUCACCCCCUUCAAGACCGUUGCCAGAAGGUGCGCCACCUGCCCAUCAAGUUACUCCAAGAUCUCUUCCUCCAAUCUCUCAUCAGGCAGAAGCACCAAAGCAGGCUCCCAUCUCAAGACUAAAUGCUUCAGAGCCUGAUACCUCUCCAUCAUCCACCCCACCUCCAAGCAAUAACCCUAUCAAUGGUAGACAUUCUUCAAUGGCACCUCCAGGUAGAGCACCAGAUCAAUCACCAGAGGGCAAACUUUCACCACAUCAUGCUCCGUCAGAACCUAAAUUUGAGAGAUUCAAUGCAACUGCUCCUGCCCCAUUUUCGUCCACAGUGUAUCCUGCACGUAACAAAUCACAUCAUUCACUACGGCAUUCCCCAGAUAAAGGAUCUCCGACAGCUAUGGCCCCUUUACCAUCUCCUCCAGGAAUUCCUGAAAUCACUCCUGCACCUUCACCUCUCCCGAAGGCCCCACCUAGCCAUUCGGGAAUUCCCUUUCUCUCUCCUAAAAUUUCUCCUUCUGGGUCUUCAACAAGGGAAAUGAAGAAACACCUUGCACCAACAAUUCGGGCAUUACCGCCUCCACCUCCCAAUGCAGAUUGUGCUUACCUUACAUGCCCCGAGCCUUUUACAAAUACACCUCCGGGAUCACCCUGUGGUUGUGUUUGGCCAAUGCAAGUUGGGCUACGCCUUAGUGUGCCUUUGUACACUUUUUUCCCGUUGGUGUCAAAAUUGGCCACGGAAAUUUCAACCGGGGUAUUUAUGAAACAAAGUCAAGUUCGCGUAAUGGGAGCCAAUGCAGCAAGCCAGGAAUCAGAUAAAACUAUUGUCCUAGUUGACUUGGUACCCCUUGAUGAGAAAUUUGACAACAUUACAGCAUUUUUGACAUUUCAGAGAUUCUGGCACAAGCAGGUAGUCAUAGACAAGUCCGUUUUUGGUGAUUAUGAAGUACUGUACGUACGUUAUCCAGGUCUUCCCGCGUCUCCACCUAUGGCUCCUGCCGACAUUGCGGUAAUUAGUGGCAUGCCUUACUCUGUUCAAGACCCUAAUCAGAGUAAAGUGCAUCCUCUGGGAGUUGAUGUGCCAAAGCAGAACCAUAAACGCAGACUUAGUGGCAUUGUUAUUGCAGCUAUAGUUUUUUCAGCAAUUGUUUGUGUGUUGAUUUGCUGUUCUGUUGCAUGGUUAUUGGUAUUCAGACAUACAAACCGUGAUCCUCAACCAGCACUAAGGCCACUAACUCCACGUGGUCUACCUUCACUUGGAAGAUCAUCAGGGCCUACUGUAAAUUCAGUUGUAAGUGGUCCGGGUUCUUCGUUGUCAAUUGGAUCUAGCCUUGGGACGUAUGCUGGAACAGCUAAGACGUUCAGUGCAAGCGAAAUUGAAAAGGCCACUGAUUUCUUCAGUCCUUCAAGAAUAGUCGGUGAAGGCGGUUUUGGUCUUGUUUAUGGUGGUGUUCUAGAAGAUGAAACUAGUGUUGCUGUAAAGGUUCUUAAGAGAGAUGAUCAGCAGGGAGGUCGGGAGUUCUUGGCUGAAGUUGAAAUGCUUAGCCGCCUUCACCACAGGAAUUUGGUCACGUUAAUCGGCAUUUGUACAGAUGAGCACUUACGUUGCUUAGUUUAUGAACUUAUUCCCAAUGGCAGUGUUGAAUCUCAUCUACAUGACAAAGAAACCGCUUCCCUUGAUUGGGCUUCUCGGAUGAAGAUAGCACUUGGUGCCGCACGUGGUCUUGCCUAUUUGCAUGAAGACUCCAGUCCUCGAGUCAUUCAUAGGGAUUUUAAGUCUAGCAACAUCUUGUUAGAAAAUGAUUUCACGCCAAAAGUCUCAGACUUUGGCUUGGCUCGUUCUGCAACAGAUGAAGAAAAUCAACAUAUCUCUACACGAGUUAUGGGGACUUUUGGGUAUGUGGCUCCAGAGUACGCUAUGACAGGACACCUUCUCGUAAAGAGUGACGUCUACAGUUAUGGAGUCGUUCUUCUCGAGCUUUUAACCGGAAGAAAGCCCGUAGACAUGUCACAACCACCGGGCCAAGAAAACCUAGCCUCAUGGACAAGGCCAUUCCUAACCACCAAGGAAGGAUUAGAAUUGAUCCUUGACCCGACCCUAGGACCCGAUGUAUCUUUAGAUAGUGCGGCGAAAGUGGCAGCAAUUGCCUCGAUGUGUGUGCAACCCGAGGUAUCCCACCGUCCUUUCAUGGGCGAGGUUGUACAAGCGUUGAAGCUGGUUUGCGAUGAAUGUGAUGAUGACUCAAAGGACGGCAACGGCAACUCUAGACGUGGCAGCCGUGAAAACUUAUCAGCAGAUUUUGAUGAUGAUGAUGAUAAAGCAAGCCGAAGCCCGGUUUCAGAGACACAGGAUUAUUUACCGGCAUCAUAUUCUUUCCAAAACUAUCAUCAUUCUGUAUCAUCAGAUGUUGAGAAGGGUAUGUCAGUGUCUGAAAACUUCAGUAAAUCAGCAAGGACAGAUAGGCAGCAGACAUCAGAUUCUUUCCGGAGAGUACAGUCUGCGUCAGGUCCUCUGAAGACGACGAGGGCGGGCCGGAAUUUUUGGCAGAGAAUCAGGCUGUCUAAUGGAAGUGUAAGUAAAGAAGGCUGCGGGACAGAUCAGGCUGCGGGUCGAGCCUACGGAUCGUGGGCAUGAACAAGUGAACAGUCCAGCCCCACACAAAGCCCACUCUGCCCGGGUCCACGGGCCCUUAUAUCGUGCCAGACCGGGCCUAUCAUGUUUGUCGUAUCAGGUCGGUGCGUCGGGCCUAGCGUGCUUUGUCAUGCCGGGCAGCGUCGUGCCAUGCCUAGUCGGGCUUUUUGCCAUGACUUCGUGUUCGUGUCGGGUCGGGCCUCGGGGCAUCUUUAAGUGAAAGUGAGCAUGGUACCAUGUAUAGGUUAUGGGCAGGGUCACUGAAAAUGUUCAAAAACAACUUCAACUGUUCUGUUGUUUUAGUUUAGAAUUUUUACGAGGUAAUUAGGCAUUUCGUUUUCUUUUAUGUUAAUAUGUUUACCGAAGGAUUGGAGAUGGAUACGAAUAUUCACGGGACGUUCUUGGAGGUGUUGUUUAUAAGUUUACUCAAGGAUGAAGGUUAGAAGACAAGAGUAAUAGUUGAACAUAUGGUGUUAAAAGAGGUAAAGGCAUUCCAUCUGUUUUAUUGAAAUGUAUAGAAGAUUUUGUAACAAUUGUAGUUUUUUGGAGCAGCUUUAAGUCUUUAACUGAAAGUUGCAAUGUAAAAAUAGUUUCUACUUAUUGUUAUUAUUAUGAAUUGCUAAUAAAAUUGCCAAAAAUGACCCCCUUGGAAAAGGAAA
Messenger RNA from Spinacia oleracea (spinach), 6330 nucleotides. RefSeq lists its product as uncharacterized. Gene Ontology annotation, molecular function: protein kinase activity; ATP binding. The coding region runs from base 596 to 5674 and encodes 1692 amino acids. NCBI's taxonomy places the organism in Eukaryota, Viridiplantae, Streptophyta, Magnoliopsida, Caryophyllales, Amaranthaceae. The transcript is spliced from 13 exons. Gene Ontology annotation, biological process: protein phosphorylation. The record is from RefSeq and is a predicted model, not a curated record.